AUGAAAUCAGCCUUCGUCCUCCUGCUCGCCGCCGCUACUGGUGGUGCCGUUCCCUUGGUCCGGCAGCAGCUGAGAAGCUUCUCAAGCGGUCAUCCAUACGACCCUGCGACUGGAAAAGGCGCAUCAAUUCUUGGGGGCACAGAUCCACAGCUCGACAUCAAGAACCCGGAUGGUCUCGGGCAACAGUCCACGGAUGCUGGCACGGUUCCGAAUUUCAAGUGGCCCUUUUCUCUGUUGAAAACCAAGAUAUUUCUAGGCGGAUGGACUAGGACUCAGGACAUCAAUGACUUGCCUCAGAGUAAGGACAUUGCAGCCGCACAGCAGCACUUGAGAAGGGGAGCCCUCCGGGAGCUCCAUUGGCAUAAAGUGGCCGAAUGGGGUUUCGUGUACUCGGGAUCCGUCCUGAUCUCGGCAGUCGAUGCUGAUGGAAACUACCAGCUUCAGCAACUGGGGUUUGGUGACAUCUGGUACUUUCCCAAGGGUGUCGCCCAUACAAUACAGGGUCUUGAGGACGACAACGAGUAUCUUCUGACAUUCGACGAUGGUGACUUCAAUGCCGUGGGAGUGACGUUUAUGGUUGACGACUGGCUCGCUCAUACACCAAAGUCGGUAAUUGCGAAAAAUUUCGGGCUGAACGAAACCGUUUUCAAGAAUCUUCCAACGACAGAUCCGUACAUCUUGAACGGCACAGUAACAAACUCGACGGUCUCUGGAAUCAAUCCUCAGCUCGACGGCAACUCCUCCUUCGUCUACCGAACCUUGCAGCAUCCUUCCGAGCCCGUUCCCGGCAAUGGCGGCACUUUCUAUAAAAUCGACUCGACCAACUUCCCGAUCUCAAAGACAAUCGCUGCGACAUACGUGACGUUGAACCCCGGAGGCCUGCGGGAGCUACACUGGCAUCCGAAUGCGGAAGAAUGGCUAUACUUUCACCAAGGACAAGGCAGAGCCACAGUCUUCAUUGGCAAUGCCAAUGCUCGAACCUUUGACUUUGGCCCUGGCGACACGGCGGUAUUCCCGGACAACAGCGGUCACUAUAUCGAAAACACCUCCCCAACUGACGAUCUCGUCUGGAUCGAGAUCUACCAAGAGUGA
Cladophialophora yegresii CBS 114405 is the source of this 1092-nucleotide messenger RNA. RefSeq lists its product as uncharacterized. The transcript has 7 exons. The coding region runs from base 1 to 1092 and encodes 363 amino acids. Gene Ontology annotation, cellular component: cell wall. Gene Ontology annotation, biological process: oxalate metabolic process. NCBI's taxonomy places the organism in Eukaryota, Fungi, Ascomycota, Eurotiomycetes, Chaetothyriales, Herpotrichiellaceae. The record is from RefSeq and is a predicted model, not a curated record.